AUGGCCGAGCCUUUUGACGUCAACGAGCUUGCUGAUUACUCUGAUGGAGAGCUGGAGCAAGAGGAACAGGAGACGUUGGAGGCGGGAGCCAAGUCGGACGAGGCCAAGACGUCGGCGGAUACCCACAGCACGGUUCACACUGCUUCGUUCAAGGAUUUCCUCCUGAAGCCCGAACUCUUGCGCGCCAUCACCGACUGCGGUUUCGAGCACCCCUCGCAGGUGCAGUUCGAGGUCAUCCCGCAGGCGAUCCUCGGCACGGACGUCAUCUGCCAGGCCAACUCGGGCAUGGGUAAGACCGCCGUGUUCGUGCUCUCGGUCCUGCAGCAGAUCUCGGCCGAAGACGGCACCAGCUGCCUCAUUCUGGCGCAUACGCGCGAGCUGGCGUACCAGAUCUCGCACGAGUUCGGCCGUUUCACCAAGUACAUGCCGAACAUCAAGGCGUCCGUGUUCUUCGGUGGUCUGCCCAUCGUUCAGGACAGGGCUACGCUCAAGAAGGAUCCCCCGCACAUUGUGAUCGGUACUCCUGGUCGUAUCCUCGCUCUGGCCAACGAGAAGGCUCUCGAUCUCAAGAAGAUCAAGUUCUUCGUCCUCGAUGAGUGCGACUCGCUCCUCGAGCCCAUCGACAUGCGCGCUGAUGUUCAGAAGAUCUUCCGUCUGACUCCCCACAACAAGCAAGUCAUGAUGUUCUCGGCCACGCUCAACGACGAGAUCCGCGCCGUCUGCAAGAAGUUCAUGCACAACCCGCUCGAAAUCUACAUCAGCGCCGGCAGCAAGUUGACCCUCCACGGCCUCAACCAGUACUACGUCCAGCUCGAGGAGCGAGAGAAGACCCGCAAGCUCGUCGACCUUCUGGACACUCUCGAGUUCAACCAGUGCGUCGUCUUCGUGAGCUCUGUCAAGCGGGCCGCCGAGCUGAACAAGAUCCUCGUCGAGCAGAACUUCCCCUCGAUCGCCAUCUACCGUGGCAUGCAGCAGAAGGAGAGAAUUGAGAAGUUCGCCCAGUUCAAGAGUCUGCGUGCCCGUAUCGUGGUCGCCACCAACCUUCUGGGUCGCGGUAUCGACGUGGAGCGCAUCAACGUCGUGAUCAACUACGACAUGCCCGGUGAGGCCGACACCUACCUCCACAGGGUGGGCCGUGCUGGUCGUUUCGGUACCAAGGGUCUGGCGAUCUCGUUCGUGUCCACCAAGGAGGACGGCGAGGUGCUCAACAAGGUGCAGAGCCUCUUCGUUGUGAACAUCCCCGACCUCAAGCCCGGCGUGGAGAUCCCCAAGUCCUCCUACAGUAUGGCCCUUCCCCAUCCCGCCAUCAUCACUUCACCACUCGACGUGCGAGCUCUCAGCCGUAUGAACAGUUUGUUUACUCUGCUUGUUUCUUCUUGCGCAGUGCAAGCCUAA
Acanthamoeba castellanii str. Neff is the source of this 1395-nucleotide messenger RNA. Its product is annotated as BAT1 protein. The transcript is spliced from 6 exons. The record is from RefSeq and is a predicted model, not a curated record. The coding region runs from base 1 to 1395 and encodes 464 amino acids. Gene Ontology annotation, molecular function: RNA binding; RNA helicase activity; ATP binding. NCBI's taxonomy places the organism in Eukaryota, Discosea, Longamoebia, Acanthamoebidae.